UCCCAUUCACCGCAUGAUUCUUACAUGAAAACCGUGGACACUACUGUAGUCUCCCUAUCCUCCUCUCCUGACCACACACUGAGCUACAAGAUCAGUGGCUGCGCCGUUAAAGACGCCAACUUCUUCACUGAAGAAGAUCCCAAAUGGAUAUUCGGCUUCGAUUCGCUGCCGUUUCGUCAGGGUCCCUUUGGUAUAGCCCCAGAACGAGAAUCCAAAAGGACCUUAAGCCCAGCUGUUCAAGAAGAGACUCUCCCCAGCAAAACGGCGACAAUGGCGGCGAUAGGGGUGAUAAGCUCUCAACAGAUUGGGACAAGGCGUGGUCAAGCUUCAAGAAGAGAGGGAAAAAGAACAUCUUCUCGCAGUUUUCCGACAAGUAUGUGACCUGGAAUCCUAGGCGAUCUAACUAUCCACUGUCUGAGGAAAUUGAUCCCAUUAAGAGAACAGAGAAGUCAAACCUUAUGCUAUGGACUAGCCCAACAUUCACUCUAGUAGUGGCGAUUCUCAUAGUUACAUUUCUUCUGGUCUAUACCAUUAUUUUUCCACUGAAAUGAAAUGUCUGAUACGAUAUUUCUGUAGAUACAAAUAAAUCCCUGUUGUAAAGAUCUGUCGUUUGAGAGAACGGUUAUAUGGUAGAGAAUUUGUUGAAAAAUAACCUUAAUUUGUCUUCAAUUUCGAUGUAACUGUUACUAGUGGCCAUUGCUUUUCACUUUACUAAGUGUUUGCUCAGUUCAUUUCAUAAAGGUUGGAAAGCUGCUUUUUUUAUACGUGUUAUUUAUAAACACUUGAUAUGUAUAUUCAAUAACGUGACUGGAUGUUAAAGGAGAGAACAAAUCCAGUUAUUUCCCA
Ipomoea nil (Japanese morning glory) is the source of this 846-nucleotide messenger RNA. RefSeq lists its product as uncharacterized. The transcript is spliced from 2 exons. NCBI's taxonomy places the organism in Eukaryota, Viridiplantae, Streptophyta, Magnoliopsida, Solanales, Convolvulaceae. Bases 144 to 551 code for a protein of 135 amino acids. The record is from RefSeq and is a predicted model, not a curated record.